Messenger RNA from Zingiber officinale, 2199 nucleotides. RefSeq names its product probable serine/threonine-protein kinase At1g54610. The transcript has 9 exons. The record is from RefSeq and is a predicted model, not a curated record. Gene Ontology annotation, biological process: protein phosphorylation; positive regulation of transcription elongation by RNA polymerase II. The coding region runs from base 1 to 2199 and encodes 732 amino acids. Lineage: Eukaryota; Viridiplantae; Streptophyta; Magnoliopsida; Zingiberales; Zingiberaceae. Gene Ontology annotation, molecular function: cyclin-dependent protein serine/threonine kinase activity; ATP binding; RNA polymerase II CTD heptapeptide repeat kinase activity. Gene Ontology annotation, cellular component: nucleus; cyclin-dependent protein kinase holoenzyme complex.
AUGGGCUGCAUCUACUCCAAAGGUACAGAUCCAGAUGAGCAUAUCAGAAAGCAGCAACCCAAGUCUUUGAACCGUCUUCUCUCCGUUUCCAAGAAAGAUGAGGUUGUAGCCGCCAUCCUCGAUGUUGCGAUCAAUGGCAGCCGUGCCAGCACACCGAGGUAUUAUUCUAAGAGACACAACAGCAGUUUUGCCGCCUUGCCUCAUUCACCGGAGGAGAGGGAGAAGAAAGUUGCGCCUUUGGCCGACAGGAAGCGGAGUGUCGGAGCACAUCCGAGACGAGCUACUGCGGCUGCUGGUGCGAAUGCAGAUGGUUUGGAAAGUGUCGGGGUUUCCAAUAAGAUAGAAGACAGUGCUGGUAUUGUUGAUGUCCCCAAUGGUUUUGCAAGAGAGCAUGCUGCAGCAGGCUGGCCUUCUUGGCUGGCGUCUGUGGCAGGGGAAGCAGUAAAGGGAUGGCUUCCUAGACGAGCAAAUUCCUUUGAAAAAUUAAACAAGAUUGGGCAAGGAACUUAUAGUACUGUCUAUCGAGCCCAUGAUCUUCUAACUGGUAAAAUUGUUGCACUCAAGAAAGUGCGAUUUGUUAAUAUGGAUCCAGAAAGUGUCCGCUUUAUGGCCAAGGAAAUUCAAAUUCUUCGUCGACUUGAUCACCCAAAUGUUAUGAAACUAGAAGGUAUAGUGACAUCGAGGAUGUCUGGCAACUUAUAUCUCGUAUUUGAGUAUAUGGAGCAUGAUCUAACUGGACUUGCAGCAAGGCCAGAUCUGAACUUCACUGAACCACAGGCCAAGUGUUAUAUGAAACAACUAUUUGAGGGCCUUGCGCACUGCCAUAGUCGUGGAGUUCUGCAUCGGGAUAUUAAGGGUUCAAAUCUAUUAAUUGACAGUAAUGGGAUACUCAAAAUAGCAGAUUUUGGUCUGGCAACAUUCUUUAAUUCUGAUCCAAAACAGCAGUUGACAAGUCGUGUAGUUACCUUGUGGUAUAGGCCUCCUGAGCUUUUGCUUGGUGCUACAACAUAUGGAGUUGCUGUUGAUUUGUGGAGUUCUGGUUGUAUUCUUGCAGAAUUACUUGCUGGGAAGCCCAUUAUGCCUGGUAGAACUGAGGUGGAACAACUACACAAGAUAUUCAAGCUUUGUGGCUCCCCAUCUGAUGAGUAUUGGAAUAAAUCGAAGCUUCAACAUGCAACUGUUUUUAAACCCCGACGUCAAUAUAAGCGUUGCAUUGCUGAGAACUUUAAGGAUUUCUCAUCAUCAGCUUUGGCUCUCAUGGAGAUUUUACUUGCUAUAGAACCUUCAAAAAGAGGGACUGCUUCCUCAGCCCUUAAGAGUGAAUUCUUUUUAACAAAGCCCUUUGCAUGUGAUCCUUCAAGUUUGCCUAAAUAUCCACCAAGCAAGGAGUAUGAUGCUAAACUCGCAGAUGAGGCAAAGAGGCAAAGAGCAGAAGUUGCCCAUGGACGAGUAUCUGAAUAUGGCAAACCAAGGAGAGUUGCCACCAAGGCAGUGCCAGUGCAAGAAGGAAAUGUAGAAAUGCAGAAGCGUCCAGUGAAGGUAAAUCCCAAAAGCAGCAGUGAGAAGUAUGAUGCCCAAGAUGACGGUGGAUCGGGGUUCCCAAUUGAACCUCCAGGAGGAACAUCACGAAUUGACUCAUCUCAUUCUGGAGUUCUGCAUCCAAAUGCAUUUGUUACUUCACACUGGAACAUGGUAGACCAUGAAGAGCUUCAACGCAUUCCUAGCUGUAUGUACAGUUCAACGCAGGUGCCCAAUGGUCCUAAGUUGAAUACACAGAGAUCAUACUGGGCUAGGCCAAUGGAUGCAGACUUCCUUGAUAUCACCGGUUCAUUAGAAACAAGAAGCAUUUCAUACUCCAAAUACAACAGGCUUGAUCUAGCUGAGCCUUCGGAGAAGCGUAGAUUUGAUAGGCCUGCCUCUGUUCAUAAGAAAGUCGACACAAUUGGAAACAAGGAUUCGGUGGUGGGUUACAAUACGCGAAUACGACGAAUACAAUACUCAGGUCCAUUGAUAACACAUGGAGGUAGCAUUGACGAUGUGCUCAAAGAACAUGAGAGGCAGAUUCAGCAAGCAGUUCGCAAAGCACGCAAGGAUAAAGCAGAGGAUCGACAUCGCUUUAAGACAGAGGUACAUCAUGUAAUUCCAAUACAAGGUAAAAUCAAAGCAAUCAAGGAUCAUUCGUCAUGGCAUGUUACUUAA